AUGCCAACGAAGUUACAGUCGGUACCGAUGAAGACGAUCUUGAAGACGUUGGUAUCAGUGGGUAACUUUGAGUUGGUGGAGAUCACCGGUUCAUUGUUAUUAACUCAGGACCCGAUAGAAUGGCCGGUUGUGGAUUGUUUAGUAGCGUUUUACAGCAAAGGAUAUCCAUUAGAAAAAGUGUGUGCUUACGUAGCACGCGUGAAUCCGGUGGUGUUAAAUGACGUGAAGAUGCAAUAUAUAUUACGGGAUCGUCGUAAUGUAUAUGCUCGAUUAGUAGCGGCUGGUAUACCGGUACCUACUCAUGUAGUAGUGGAUCAUACAUGUGAACAGAUUGAAGAGUAUGAAGACUUUAUUAUUUGUCGUGGACAGAAAUUAAACAAGCCUUUUGUAGAAAAGCCAAUAGAUGCUGAUGAUCAUAACAACUAUGUAUACUAUCCAACAAAUGCUGGUGGUGGUUGUAAAAAGUUAUUCCGUAAACUCGCUAAUCGUUCUUCAGAAUAUUAUUCGGAUAUUUCACAUAUACGACGUGAUGGAUGCUACAUCUAUGAAGAGUUUUUACCUACACUUGGCACCGAUAUAAAGGUGUAUACUGUAGGGCCAAUGUACGCUCAUGCUGAGGCUCGUAAGUCACCGACACUGGAUGGGCGAGUACAACGAACAGAAAACGGCAAAGAAGAACGUUAUCCAGUUCUACUUACUAAUGAAGAAAAAUGGAUCGCUUAUAUGGUAGUUGAGACAUUCAAACAGACAGUAUGUGGCUUCGAUAUUUUACGUACUACCUCCGGACGUGCUGUAAUUUGCGACGUCAAUGGUUGGUCUUUUGUUAAGGGUAAUCCAAAAUAUUAUAGUGACUGUGCUAAUCUCAUCAGCUCCAUGCUUUUACAUGCAUUGAAACGUCGUCGUGAUCAUACUACCACACAUAGAACCUAUAGUCAAUAUCAUCUUGGCGCUAAAUUACUCCCUCCAAAAAGAGGUGGAUCUAUCCAGCUCAAAAGUAUGGCUAGUGAUUGGCAUCGAGACACAGAUCGAGACAUAGAUCGAGAUAUAGAUCGGGACAUAGAUCGAGAUAUAGAUGUGUUACCGGGAACUGAGCCCCGGUCACCGGAUGAGAAGUCCACUACGGAAAAGUCGGAUAAAUCUUCACCUGAAAAGUCGGAAGAUACUACGACUAGUAGUGGUGGUCGGUUUCAAGAGAAUAACACUCGCGGCAAUGGUGAACUGGGGCGGGUUGAUAUUGUUCGGGAUGUUGGGGAGUGUGUGCCACGACGAAUUGUGGCACGUUCUCUAAGCAGUGAUCGUUCAGUUGUGCGUGGAGUGAGACAGUCAUCGAGUAUGGAGCCUUGGGGUGGAUUGCGUAGUGAGAAGUGUUCUGGCUGGGUAUUGGAUGAGAUAACACGAGAAGAGUUAAUAACGAUGGGAGUACCAGUGAAUUGGUUCGGCAAUGAGGAGGAAGAGGAAGAGGAAGUGUCACAGAAGUUACCUCCAGAGGAGUCUGAGGAGGAGUUACAGACGAUUGUGGUUGUGAUGAGACAUGGUGAUCGAUCACCUAAGCAGAAAAUGAAGUUUGUAACAUCGAACGCGAAAGUUUUAAGGUAUUUUACAGAACGUGCAGAUGGGGCAAGAGCACUAAAAUUGAAGAAUAAACAAGACUUGUUACAGUUUCUGGGACUGGUUGAAAAAUUGGUGGCGGAAGAUUUGGAAGGUGAAGAGGCUGUUUGUUUCGCACGUGUGCGAGACUUACUUAACACAGCAGACGUCGAGAUAACACGAAAGGUGCAAUUAGUGAUACCCAAAGAUCUAUCUAACGAUACAGAUGGGAUCAUGGUAGUUGUUAAAUGGGGCGGAGAUUUAACAUCCAAAGGAUUAGAGAGUUCCGAAUCACUUGGACAUAGGUUACGAGAAAGUCUUUAUCCUGGUGAAAAGGAUGGACUACUUAGAUUACACUCUACCUUUAGACAUGAUUUCAAAAUGUACACCUCGGAUGAAGGACGAUGCCAACUCACUGCUGCUGCUUUCACCAAAGGCUUCCUUGACUUAGAUGGAGAUCUCACACCUAUUCUUAUACAGAUGGUCGCUAGAGACGAACGCGGACAAGAAUUGUUUUAUGAAGGAGAAUAUACACAAACUGUGAAAUCAUGUAAACAAAUGAUUCAGGAAAUGGUCAAUACGGAUCAUGAACCAACUGCCUGUUGUAAACUCUUCUUUCAACCACGAUUCGCCUUCGUUAAAUGCCCCGUUUGCUGCCCAGACGACGCAUAUCAACUCACCACCAACGAAUCUGUUAGUCCGGAUCACAUUACUGAUCACAAUCUCUGUCCUAAUCUCAGUCCACCCGCGAUCGCCGUUUGGCAAUCGUUGCUAAAAGGCUAUCAUAAUGCGCUGGUUAAAAUUGGGCCAUUCCAUACCAGAUUGAAGAAGAUUAAUAGCACGAUUGAAGCCCUCAUUUUGAAGAUCCGUGCGUGUAUAACAGAUAUAAGUGAGAUGCCUGAAGAUGUAAUGAGUAAUGAGUUAAAGCGGACGCAGAAGAAGCUUAAUUCGAUGCUUGCUCGCUGGACUUUGUUGAAGAAUUCGUGGUGGAAGGAUGGGAAAUUUGACGCGACGAAAAUUCCCGAAGUUUACGAUAAUUCGCGGUUUGAUGUGUUGCAUAGCCACGCCUUUUUGCAUUAUGCUGACGCUCAUUCAUUGAUUAAGGAUGUGUUCACUCUGACUGAGAAUAUUGGUCCUUUGGUAUCAGCUUUGGAGUUUGGUGUGACUCCAGAUGACCGUGUGGAGAUUGGAAAAAAGACAGUGCCAAAAUUACUCAAGAAGAUUUAUGAUGACAUUGUGUUCCAAUAUCUAAAGCAGACUGAUGAGGUGCAGGCUCAUCAACCAGAAGUGUUGGACACAUUGGACCGCGCGGAUCGCGAGCACAUUAUUCUGCGUAAGGCGGAAGCGCGCCGUAUGGGCAUCAAAAGUCCGUGGCGUAAAGUACGCAGUCGCUAUUAUGCAGCUUCUGCCAGCCACGUAAUGUCGCUCCUGAAUGUACUUACCUACGGCCAGUUCAUAAGUAAACAAACCGUUGGCCACAACCGGAACGCUUCCGAAAUAUCCUCCACCACCACCACUACUCAGAACCACACAAACCCCAGUUCGAAUCCCCAGCUCGGUUCAAAUCACAAAUUUGGUUCAAAUUCCUCCUGCCAAGGCGUAGACGACACGUGCUACAUCCCACCUCUGUACAUCACCGCCGGCGACGCGCCGUACUUAUCACACAUCAGCAUUCGUGUGUGGCGUCCCGCUGCCGGCAAACACGCCAAUAAUCUCACACUGCGAGACCUCCGAGUCGAGCUUUGCUGGUCCUCCGGCCCGAAUCUCAUUCGCUGCACAGCCGCCGAUUUGGCCAACGUCCUACGCCAUGGGUUCAGUAGCAGGAAACAAGCCACAGAAUUAAGCCCCCUCACCACCCGCCGACUAGCGAAACCUUCCUGA
This is a messenger RNA of Gregarina niphandrodes, 3468 nucleotides long. RefSeq names its product putative histidine acid phosphatase superfamily protein. Gene Ontology annotation, biological process: inositol metabolic process; inositol phosphate biosynthetic process. Gene Ontology annotation, molecular function: inositol hexakisphosphate kinase activity; ATP binding; 5-diphosphoinositol pentakisphosphate 1-kinase activity. The record is from RefSeq and is a predicted model, not a curated record. The coding region runs from base 1 to 3468 and encodes 1155 amino acids. Lineage: Eukaryota; Apicomplexa; Conoidasida; Eugregarinorida; Gregarinidae. The transcript has a single exon.